UGACCGGCUCGUUAGUAAACUCAAUAUGGGUUUUACACAGUGACUGAUGUUACUCAUAAAUUGUUUCAAAUAGUUUUAAGCCCCAAAACUUUGGAUUUCAUUUUGUGAUUAUGCGAUGUGAUUGUUUCAUUAAUCCACUCUGAUGGUGUUAGGCGAUGGAUGCACGUGGGUGCUACAGCGAGCGGCCCUGGUGGCGUGCCUACUGGUGGGCACGCUCGCCCCUGAACGCGUCGAGCCCUGUGAGGGCAGCCCGCUGUGCUCGUGCCGCGCACAGCACAUGUCAUGCAUCGCCGUACCGCUGCACCGGUUCCCAGAAUGGCCCCGGAUAGAACUGCAACACCUGGACAUUAGCAUGUCAAAUCUAGAAGUGAUCUCGGAGAGCGCACUGGACGGACUAAGAUUACAAACCCUAGUUUUAGUAGCCAACAAAUUACACUACAUCGAACAACAUGCGUUUAGUUCUAUGUCGGGCACGCUCGCCUCGCUAGACCUCGGUUACAACGAAUUCACUGAAAUACCGCAGCAAGGCUUGAGAGACUUAAAAGUUUUAAACUGGUUAAAUCUACAGAACAAUAACGUGGCACAAGUCGGGUUGGAAGUCAAAUGGCAUCACUUAGAGGAAACGUUGACAAGUUUAUCUUUAAGCAACAAUCAAAUUACGCAUUUAAAGUCUCAAGCCCUGACGUCACUGCACCACCUACUGCAGCUGGACAUGGAGGGAAACCACCUGCGCGUCAUCAGCCCUGACUCCCUACCAGCUUCCCUCACCCUCCUCAAAUUAUCCAACAACUUCUUACAUGAAGUAUCCUGUGAUUUAUUUUUUAACCUUCCUAGAUUACAAUCUGUUCAUUUACGGCACAACGUCAUAUCAUUCGAUAGGAAUAGUACUUGUGCUAGUAAUAAGACUAAAAAAAUCGAGAAAUUAGAUUUAAGUAACAAUAAAAUUAACGAUAGUUCCGAAAUUAUCCUACUCAAAGAAGUCCAAAUACGACAGAUAAUUCUAGAUUUUAACGAGCUGACGGUCAUUCCGAGGCUAGUAUUUGUUAAUAAUAGAGUCGAGAGAUUGUCGGUGUCGUAUAACAAAGUGAAUUAUAUUUAUCGCGACGUAUUUCUGUCAGUGAAAAACAGUCUGGAGCACUUGGAAGUGGAGCACAACAAAUUGUCGCAGCUGCCGGACAGCCUGGCUCAGGUUGCGCGGCUACGCCAUUUAUCUCUGGCGUACAACCAGUUAGAAGAAUCGCCCGCGUUGCCGCCCCGGAUCCAAACGCUUUCGCUCGCUGGCAACUUUUUAACUUCAAUACCGUCUGCGCUUCAAAUGCUCGAAGCCGGCUCUAUUCGUUAUCUCGACUUAAGCUAUAACAGGAUAUCUAAUUUGUUACCUAGCGAAUUCCUGGACUGGUCCACUUCUCUGGGGACUAUUAACUUGCGAGGUAACAGGAUUUCUCAGAUCUAUAAGAACGUUUUUCCUGCUACCAUGCCGGUAAAGGAGAUUAAUUUGAGCUUUAACGAUUUGUAUUACGUACACCCGCAGUCUUUCUCGAACGUAACAGGUUCUUUGCACAUUAUAGAGUCCUCUUCGACGCUGUUCAGCGGUUAUUUCCCGUUCGAGAUUGAAGAGGGAUUAGAGAAUCUCGGUUGGCUAUCGUUCGAUAAUAACGAUUUUCAUAUACUCAGACUAUCAGAUAUGGUCGCGUUUCCAUACUUAAAAUAUUUAAAUCUUGACUAUAAUCGAAUCGUGGACAUCGUAGUUGAUGGUCAUAAUGACUCGAUUCCCCUCAGCGAUCUGAGACUUGCAUAUAAUUUUAUUAGUUCAGUACAAAGCAAAACUUUUGUAAAGAUGCCCGAUUUAAGAAAUUUAGAUUUAUCUUACAACCGUAUUAACAACUUGACUAAGUACAGUUUCACAAAUUUACCGAACUUGAGAUAUUUAUCUCUUGCGGGCAACAUAAUCGAUUCGAUGGAAGCGGACGUCUUUGCAAAUUUACCCAAACUGGAAGUGUUGGAGCUGCAAGACAACAACUUUACUUAUUUAUCGCUGAACUCCUUUUACAAUGUAUCGCAUGAAGAAAUGAUGUUCACUUUAAACGUUAGCAGAAACCAUAUACGUUUUAUAGAAGGCGGCGAUUCUAGAAUGUCUGUUAAUAUUUUUGACGGGUCAUAUAAUGAUAUGCACGAAGUGCCAAAUGAAUUCUUCACUGCAAUGGAAUUUUCCAUUAGGCAAAUUAUUUUAGCUCACAACAAAAUUGUUCACAUAUCCAGCGAAGCUUUUGGGGAAGCUAUAAACUUAGAAAUACUAGAUUUACAUAAGAAUAGUUUAAGUAAUAUAAGAAGAAAAUCGUUCAAUAACUUAGCGUCCUUGCAAAUAUUAGACCUGUCUUUUAAUUAUAUAUCUCAAUUAUCCGUUGAGCAAUUCUAUAAUUUACAUAAACUAAGAUAUUUGAAGUUGGACCACAAUAACUUAAGACUCUUGCCACGAGAUGUGUUUAAAAACACUAUUAUAGAACACCUAGACAUGAGCUACAAUGACAUAUCGCUGUUCCCUAUAACAGCCUUGUCUCAAAUCGGUUUCACGCUGAGGUUCCUCGAUUUAUCGCAUAAUCACAUAGAGUAUUUAGACAAUAGCAUUUUCCGCAACACGCAGUUCUUGCUAAGCUUAAAUCUAGGCCAUAAUCUGCUGACGGUACUAUCAGAUAACACAUUUUCCAGCCUGGGAGGAUUGCGUCAGCUGGACCUUAGUUUCAACUCGUUGAAGGCAAACUUUAAGGAGUUGUUUCACAAUCUUCCCAACUUGAGGCAUUUGAAUCUUGCAAACGUAAGUUUAAAAUCAGUGCCUUAUCUACCUUUGACAAACUUAACGAGUCUCAAUUUGACUUCAAAUUAUAUUAACAUUUUCAAGGAGACUGAUGUUAAGCGACUGGCAAAUCUUCGCCACUUAGACCUUAGUCAUAACCGUCUUACCUCUUUAGUGCCAAAAAUGUGGUUUCAUUUUAACAAUUUGAACAUUCUCGAUGUUUCAUUCAACCCUAUAGUAAGAAUCACGCCAAAUAGUUUCAAAUGGUUGAGUAACUUAUCUCAUUUAAAUUUGAACGGGCUCAAAUAUUUAGACAUAGUUGAUCAAGGUUCCUUCCGUCCCUUAAUAUCAUUACGCUCUCUGCAUCUACAGACAUGGUCGACCAUAAACCAUUCUACUUUCAGCAUUUCUAACAUCACUUCCUCCCUUCCAUCCUUGUAUAAACUAGUAAUUCACUGGACAGACGAAGUUAUGACUAAUCAACUGCACGGGAUUGAUGCAAGAAAUAUUCGCUACUUAGAAAUAAGAGGAGCAAAUUUGCGAAGAAUAUCCGACGAAGCUUUCGAACCAUUUGCUGAGAUUCAGGAGAUAUUUAUAAGGAUAACUAAGACGUCGCUGACGAAACUGCCCACUGCGUUUAUGAAGCACCUCGGGCAAGUCCCGCAGUUGGGCCUCGAUAUAAGUUAUAAUCAACUCACAUCGCUUAAUCCAGCCAUCUUCUACCCAAAUUUCACGAGCUGGAGUCACGUCGCUACCAAAUUGCUAUCAGGUGGUCUGAUCCUGACUGGCAACCCAUUGCGAUGUGAAUGCGAGCUAGCAUGGCUGGGUGCUUGGCUGCGGCGCUGGCUGCAAGAAAACGACGCAGGUGCAGAACUACGAAGAGCUGUGCGCAGUGCCACGUGCAAAGACCUACAAGGCCGUCGAAUCCCACUUCUACAACUACGUGCAGAUGAGGCCGAAUGCCACGCCAGCGCUCUAUCAAGUGACGCUCAACCAAUCUAUUCCGAUGUCGUCUAUACUCUCCUGGUAGCUCUAUGGACAUUACUCUUCAGAUGAUGUAGUGUAGACUAAGUUAUAUACAUAUAAUUCAUAGUCAAUUUGUAUAUAUAUUUCACCACAAUUCAUAGAGUUUGCAACCUCUAUCUGACUGUAGAUUGAUACCAUUUUAUACAUUGUAAAUUUUACGCUAAGUAGCUUAGUAAACAUAGACAAUGUAAAUAGAUAGUUGACACAAAGCAAUGGGCUCUAUAAAAGCUGUUCAUAACGUUACAUUUUUGAUAUAAACAUUGCUGCAACAUUGACUGCAUUAGCACGAUCAAA
Molecule: messenger RNA, 4111 nt
Organism: Hyposmocoma kahamanoa
Lineage: Eukaryota; Metazoa; Arthropoda; Insecta; Lepidoptera; Cosmopterigidae
Product: chaoptin-like
Exons: 6
Coding region: 143-3847 (1234 amino acids)
Cellular component (GO): extracellular matrix
Molecular function (GO): protein binding
Source: RefSeq, a predicted model, not a curated record